AUGUCUUCUGUUGACAUCAACGCUAUCGAGGAGAAGAUGAGAAUGGCUUCCCUUGACCAACACCGCGGUUACGCCCAGAACACCUUUGGCGAAGUCCAGCAAUACCGCAACAACGAGCCUCUCCCCAGAUCUCAGGCUGUUGGCUACCAGGUUCUCAAGGAGCCUCUCUGGAACAAAGGACUCGCUUUCACUCCCGAGGAGCGCAUCAACAAGAACCUCACCGGUCUCAUCCCCCACACCAUGGAGAGCCUCCAGACGCAAUGCGCGCGUGCGAUGAAGAUGAUCAACACUCGCUCCACGCCCGUUGACAAGUACCUUUACCUGUCAUCGCUCAAGGCCCAGAACUUUGACCUCUUCUACCGCCUGCUCAUGGACAACAUCCGCGACCUCAUGCCCUUGGUCUACACCCCCACCAUUGGCGACGUCUGCCUGCAGUACUCUACCCUCUACACCCGCCCCGAGGCUCUGUACAUCUCCAUCAAGCAGCGCAAGUCCAUCCGCACCAUGCUCCGCAACUGGCCCUACCCCAACCCCGAGAUUUGCGUCGUCACUGACGGCUCUCGUAUCCUGGGUCUUGGUGACUUGGGUGUCAACGGUGUUGGUAUUUCUAUCGGAAAGCUCGCCCUCUACACCGGUGCUGCCGGUAUCCACCCCGAGAACACUCUCCCCAUUGUCCUCGACACCGGAACCAACAACGAGAACAACCUGAAGGACCCCUUCUACCUUGGCAUCCGCUCUAAGCGUGUCUCCGUUGCCGAGCAGCAGGCCUUCAUGGACGAGUUCAUGGAGGCUGUUGCCGAGGUCUACCCCAACAUGACCGUCCAGUUCGAGGACUUCGAAUCCGAGAAGGCCUUCAACUACCUUGACCGCUACCGCAACAAGUACCGCUGCUUCAACGACGACAUCCAGGGAACUGGUGCCGUCGUCCUGGCCGGUUACAUCAACGCCGUCGAGCUCUCUGGUGUCCCUCUUGAGGAGCAGCGCCUGGUCUUCAUGGGAGCUGGCUCUGCCGGUGUCGGUGUUGCCAAGCAGCUUGUCGAGUACUACACCAAGCGUGGUCUCAGCGAGCAGGCCGCCAAGGACAAGUUCUGGCUGGUCGACACUAAGGGUCUCGUCACCAAGGAUCGUGGCGACAAGCUCGCCGAGCACAAGAAGUACUUUGCCCGUACUGACAACAACGGCCACCAGUUCCGCACUCUCGAGGAGGUCAUCGCCUACGUCAAGCCCAGCGCCUUGGUCGGUCUCACUGCCACCUUCGGUGUUUUCACCGAGUCCGUUGUCCGCGCCCUCAAGGCUUCCGUCGAUGCCGGAGGCCUCGGCCGCCGCCCCGUCCUCUUCCCCCUCAGCAACCCUCUCACCAAGGCCGAGUGCACUUUCGAGCAGGCCAUCCAGUGGACCGACGGCACCGUUCUCUUCGCCUCUGGAUCCCCCUUCAACCCCGUCACCGUCAAGUCCAAGGAGGGCGAGUCCAUCACCUACCACCCCAACCAGGGCAACAACGUCUACGUCUUCCCCGGUCUUGGUCUCGGUGCCAUUCUCGCCAAGGCCACCAAGGUCACUGACGACAUGGUUUACACCUCUGCUGCUUCUCUUGCCGCCUCUCUGAACGCCGACGAGAUCCACAAGGGUCUCAUCUACCCCCGCAUUGAGCGCGUGCGUGACGCCAGCUUGGUCGUCGCCCGCGAGGUCAUGAAGGCCGCCCGCAGAGCCGGUGUCUCCCAGCUUCCCGAGUCCCAGUGGGUCGAGUGGGAGGAGUGGGGUGAUGUCGCCCUCAACGCCUGGAUCAAGGAGCGCGUCUACGACCCCGUCAGCUUCUCCGAGAGGAGCCGUAUCUAA
Colletotrichum siamense is the source of this 1836-nucleotide messenger RNA. RefSeq names its product NADP-dependent malic enzyme (gene malA). Lineage: Eukaryota; Fungi; Ascomycota; Sordariomycetes; Glomerellales; Glomerellaceae. Gene Ontology annotation, cellular component: mitochondrion. The transcript is spliced from 3 exons. Gene Ontology annotation, biological process: pyruvate metabolic process; malate metabolic process. The record is from RefSeq and is a predicted model, not a curated record. Gene Ontology annotation, molecular function: NAD binding; malate dehydrogenase (decarboxylating) (NAD+) activity. Bases 1 to 1836 code for a protein of 611 amino acids.